Trifolium pratense (red clover) is the source of this 3433-nucleotide messenger RNA. Its product is annotated as leucine-rich repeat receptor-like kinase protein SUNN. The transcript has 2 exons. NCBI's taxonomy places the organism in Eukaryota, Viridiplantae, Streptophyta, Magnoliopsida, Fabales, Fabaceae. Gene Ontology annotation, biological process: protein phosphorylation. The coding region runs from base 222 to 3212 and encodes 996 amino acids. Gene Ontology annotation, molecular function: ATP binding; protein kinase activity; protein binding. The record is from RefSeq and is a predicted model, not a curated record.
AAUACAUCCAUCAACUUUGGUUUACUUCCAAAUUGCAUCUUUGUCUUCACAAAAGUUAAUUAAGUCCACUCUUGGACCUAACUAGUGGAAACAAGGAUAUUACAUAACAUAAACAUUAUACUCAACUCCACCACAAAAUGUUAUAACCAAUAAGAUAACAUUAAUUAAAUUAACUAUAAUUGUAUAUAUUAUAAAUACAGAUUGAAAUCAUUUGUUGUAGUAUGUGGUACCAAAAAGAGAAAUUAAAUACACCCAAAUGCAAACCAUUUCAUAGCUACAAAACAGAGAUGAAACACAUUACAUAUUAUUUGCUUGCAUUCUUCUGCUUACUAUUUACAUCUUCUUCUUCAUUAACCGAUCUUGAUGCUUUGCUAAAGCUGAAGAAAUCAAUGAAAGGAGAGAAAACCAAAGAAGAUUUACUCAAAGACUGGAAGUUUUCAACUUCCUUUUCAGCUCACUGUUCAUUUUCUGGUGUAACAUGUGAUCAAGAUCAACGAGUGAUUGCGCUGAACAUCACGCAAGUUCCACUCUUCGGACACCUUUCGAAAGAGAUUGGAGCUUUGGACAAGCUUGAGAGUUUGAUCAUCACAAUGGACAAUCUCACCGGAGAGCUUCCGGUUGAGAUUUCCAAACUUACUUCUCUUAAAAUCCUCAACAUCUCUCACAACAUGUUCUCCGGAAACUUCCCCGGUAACAUGACGCUCGGUAUGAAGAAAUUGGAGGUUCUGGAUGCUUAUGACAAUAGCUUCGACGGUCCUCUACCGGAGGAAAUCGUUAGGCUUGAGCAACUAAAGUUGUUAUAUCUGGGCGGGAACUAUUUCUCCGGUACUAUACCGGAGAGUUACUCGGAGUUUCAAAGGUUGGAGGUUUUAGCCUUAAACUUAAACAGUUUAUCGGGGAAGAUUCCGAAGAAUUUGUCUAAGUUAAAGACGCUGAAGGAACUACGCCUUGGUUACAACAACGCUUACGAAGGUGGAGUUCCACCGGAGUUUGGUUCGAUGAAAUAUCUCCGAUACCUUGAAAUGCCAAGCUGUAACCUGACCGGAGAGAUUCCACCGAGUCUUGGAAAUUUGGAAAACCUUGAUAGUUUGUUCUUGCAAGGGAACAACCUCACCGGAACAAUUCCACCAGAACUCUCUUCCAUGAGAAGUCUCAUGUCGUUGGAUCUCUCCAUCAACGAGCUAUCGGGAGAGAUUCCUGAGAGCUUCUCAAAACUGAAAAACCUUACUCUCUUGAAUUUCUUCGAGAACAAGUUUCGCGGUUCACUUCCAGCGUUCAUCGGGGAUCUUCCUAAUCUCGAAACACUUCAGGUUUGGGAAAACAAUUUCUCUUUUGUGUUGCCACAGAAUCUCGGUUCCAACGGAAAGUUCAUUUACUUUGAUGUUACAAAAAACCACCUCACCGGAUUGAUUCCACCGGAUUUGUGCAAAUCAAAGAGGUUAAAAACAUUUAUUAUUACAGAUAACUUCUUUCACGGCCCGAUUCCUAAAGGAAUUGGCGCGUGCAACUCACUGUUCAAAAUCCGAGUAGCUAAUAACUUCUUGGACGGGCCGGUCCCACAAGGAAUUUUCCAAUUGCCUAAUGUUCAGAUAAUGGAGCUGGGAAAUAACCGUUUUAACGGCCAACUACCUUCUCAAGUUUUCGGAGAUUCUCUCGGGAUUCUCACUCUCUCUAACAACUUAUUCACCGGGAGGAUUCCCGCUUCCAUGAAGAAUCUCCGGUCACUACAGACUCUAUUGCUUGACUCCAAUCAAUUUCUCGGAGAAAUUCCCGAGGAAAUCUUUGACCUACCGGUGUUAACAAAUUUCAACAUAAGUGGCAACAAUCUCACCGGUGGUAUUCCAACUACAGUCAUUCGGUGUAACUCAUUGACCGCCGUUGACUUUAGUCGGAACAUGUUUACCGGUGAGGUUCCAAAGGGGAUAAAGAAUCUAAAGGUUUUAAGCAUUUUGAAUAUUUCACAUAACAAUAUGUCGGGAUUAAUCCCCGAUGAGAUUCGAUUCAUGACAAGCCUCACCACAUUGGAUCUUUCUUACAACAAUUUCACCGGAAGUCUCCCCACGGGUGGUCAGUUUUUAGUCUUCAACGACAGGUCGUUUUCCGGAAACCCUAACCUCUGCUUCCCACACCAAUCUUCAUGCAUUUCCCUUCUAUACCCUUUGAGAAAAAGCCACACGAAGAUCAAGGCCAUUAUUACCGCAAUUGCUCUCGCAACCGCGGUAUUACUAGUAAUUGUGACUAUGCACAUGAUGAGGAAGAGGAAACGCCAGAUGGCAAAAGCGUGGAAGUUAACGGCGUUUCAAAGGUUAGACUUCAAAGCAGAGGAAGUAGUGGAGUGUCUGAAAGAAGAGAACAUAAUAGGAAAAGGAGGAGCCGGGAUCGUGUACCGAGGGUCCAUGCCAAAUGGAACGGACGUCGCGAUAAAGCGUUUAGUUGGACAAGGAAGUGGUAGAAAUGACUAUGGUUUCAAAGCUGAGAUAGAAACAUUGGGAAGAAUCAGACACAGAAACAUAAUGAGACUUUUGGGUUAUGUUUCAAAUAAGGACACAAAUUUGUUGUUGUAUGAGUACAUGCCUAAUGGUAGUUUAGGAGAAUGGCUUCAUGGUGCAAAAGGUUGUCAUUUGAGUUGGGAAAUGAGGUAUAAAAUUGCUGUGGAAGCUGCUAAGGGACUUUGCUAUUUGCAUCAUGAUUGUUCACCUCUUAUUAUUCAUAGGGAUGUUAAGUCUAAUAAUAUAUUGCUUGAUGCUGAUUUUGAGGCUCAUGUUGCUGAUUUUGGACUUGCUAAGUUCUUGUAUGAUCCUGGUGCUUCUCAAUCCAUGUCCUCUAUUGCAGGCUCCUACGGCUACAUUGCUCCAGAGUAUGCAUACACAUUGAAAGUGGAUGAGAAAAGUGAUGUGUAUAGUUUUGGAGUGGUCCUAUUGGAGCUGAUUAUAGGAAGAAAACCAGUGGGUGAAUUUGGAGAUGGUGUAGACAUCGUUGGAUGGAUCAAUAAAACUGAACUAGAACUUUAUCAGCCGUCCGAUAAAGCAUUAGUAUCGGCUGUAGUAGACCCGCGACUCACUGGAUACCCAUUAACAAGUGUUAUCUACAUGUUCAACAUAGCUAUGAUGUGUGUUAAAGAAAUGGGACCUGCAAGACCUACCAUGAGAGAAGUUGUUCAUAUGCUCACUAAUCCACCUCACUCUAUCACUCAAAAUUUAAUUAAUCUCUAGAAUUAGAUUAGAUGAACAAAGUUCACUUCUUUGAAAAUAAAUUAAUAGAGAAAAAAGUGUGCAAAUAAUUUGCAUAUGUAUUUAGUAGUUUGUUAGAAGUGAAUGAACAAAUCAAGUUUGAGUUUCACAUUGAUGUUGAGUUAUAGGAAAUAUUUUCCACAUUGUGUUUGAAGAAAUUUUGUAUAAUAGGAUUAUUAUUUGAAAAUGGGUUUUGAGUGGUA